AUAAAAAAUGAAAAAUACAACAACAAAAUUCAAUAUAAAAAUGAGAAAGAUGCCGCAAUAAAAGUUCUGAAAAGUUCAAUAUAUGAAAUUACAACAAAAAAUUAAAAAUACAACAACAACAAAAUUAAAAAAAAUCCACAAUAAAAGUUCUGAAAAAAUUCAGCAACAACAAAAUCAACACGGCAGCUGUAUUUUCGCAUUAACUUCAUCUCAAACAAAGGCAGAUUGCGUAAAAAUAUAACCUUUUAAUCAAAAAAAAAGUCGCACAUAACGCGAAAAAGUGUAAAAUAUUCAUUGUGUUGUCUUUCGGCUGCCUGUCAUCAGCAACAACAUACGCACGCAGCAAAAGAAUGAAACUGUUGCUGGCAUUUUGAUGCGCCAAAGCAGCAGCCAAGUGGGCAAGAGAAGUGUUUAAAAGCGUUUUGCCGACAAUGCAAGCAGCGAGUGCAUCAAAAAGCACUAUAAAAUUGCAAUAACAACAAAAUUUAAAAAAAUUUACACAACCAAAAGGAAAUUUUAACAAAUACAUGUGUAUAAAGCAAUCUCUCAGCAUCAUCAAGUUGCGCAGCAUCAUUACUUUUGAUGUGCAAGCAGCAUAAGUGAGCGCGCUCAGUAGCACACAAACAUCCAUACGUACAUACACAUGUAUAUGGAAGGGCCAGGCGCGGAAGGCAAGGAAUAUGUCAACAACGAAGGAUAAAAUAAAUUUUCAAAAUACCUGGAGCUGCAACAAAACGACUGGUCGCCGUUCUGGAAGUGGGUAUAAUAGCUGCAGUUUCUUAGAUCUCCAAUCAAUUCGUCGCUUAUUGGAGCACGACAGCAGCGGUACGAUAUGCCCCAGUUGUCGCAUCUCUUUCGACAAGGGCAAACGCCGGAAAUUGAUCGAUACCUGUGGUCAUGAGCGUUGUUAUUCGUGUAUGUUUCGUAAUGACCAGUGUCCGAUGUGUAUGAACAGUAAUAGUUCAUUGAAGGAUGUUGACUGCAACAGCAAUGCUCAAGGUUAUGACACGGGCAUCGGUGGUUCGACAUCGACAAUAGUGAGCCCAUUGGGCUCACCGCAGCCACAGCUGAGAUCACAAGUGCAACAGCAGCAUCAACAGCAACAACAACAGUUGCUGCAACUACAACAGCAGCAACAACAACGCACAAAUGCCGCCGCGCUGGCGCGUUACAUGCAGCAUAACCGGCAGGAGUCCAUAUCCCCGGAAUAUCAUCGCUAUGCAAGUAUUAGUAAAUUGCCGAAAGCGGUGGCCGCAUCGCAGACUACAUAUACCGUUACAGCGGAUAUACACCACGCUAACAAUAGUAACAACAAUCACAGCCACAACAACAAUAAUGGCAAUACCAUUAGCAGCAUCAGCAGUGGCGGCAGCGGCAGCAACAGCAAUUGCAAUACGGUCAGCAGCACAGCUAGCAGCAGCAACAAUAACAACGGUCACAAUAAUAUUAGCAAUAACCAUUACAAUAGCAACAACAACAACAGCAGCAGCAUGCAACAGUCUGCACAGCAACACCAACAACAGUUACACUAUAAUGCCGGCGAUGCAAUCAAUGCAUCUUCAUUUGCCACACCACCGACACGGCGACGUUUCUUUAAUCACAAGAAUUUGCGCAGCGCCUUGACCGGACACCGGCGCACCGCCUCGAAUGGUGGUGUGCCCACAGAUGCCGCCACAACGAUACUCGUCGAUGGCAAAGAUAAUAAUGCACUAAAUACAUCGACCUGCUCCGAUUCGGCAGUUACGCGACGCCGCCGUCAGAAGGUCAGUAACAAUGUGAGCGCUGCAUCCACACGGCCAACAGCGGCUGGCAGUGAGAAUAGACUAAAUCGCUUAAGUCUCGCCGGCACCUCGGUCUAUGCGGGACAUCUUUCAUCGUUGGUUUUUGGUAAAAUCAAAUCGUUAUGGAGCGUCAAUUCAACCUCAUCGGAUGCGGGACUUAAUCAAUUUGCAGGCAACGAUGAUCAUGCGCUAACCGUCGCCGAGAAACAGAAAGAUCAGUUGCGUGCCCGUCUCGGUCUGCUGCUGGACAGCGAUCAGCAUGGCAAUACGAACACGACGACCAGCAGCAGCUCAUCCCAGAAUAUCAGUCCCGAACAGACGCUAUCGGCUGGCUGUGCCAAUGCUUUUGGCUCACAACUCUCCGUGAUCACCAAGGAUGAUACGCUCAGUUUGGCUGGCAAGCUGAAUGCGCUGUCGGUGUCCACCGAUAACAGUGAUGUAUUUCCAGUGAAGGCGCGCAAAACAGGCGUGCGACGUUCAGCACGCGCUGGCCAAUUGGCUGGCGGCGCCGGCAAGCGUAAUGCCAUUUACAAACCGGCCAACGUGCAACCAGUGCAGCUGGCUUUGAAGCCGCUCUUCUUUGAAGUACCACUACCCGAACCAGAUCCACCAUUUAUCGGACGACAGUGGCUGUUGCGUGAGCUCUCCAACAUACUUACCGGCACCGAAACGCCGGGAGUGCUGAUCAAUGGCAAUCCUGGUACGGGCAAGACGGCGCUUAUCUUGCAAUUGGUUGAGUAUUCGUGUUUCGGACGACGUAAGAACAGCAAUAGCAACAGUGAUCCAGAUGGUAUCUACUGCCCCAUCAAUCUCGGUAACGAUCGCUUACGCGCUUUGGCCUCACACAUUGUCGGUUAUCACUUUUGUCAGGCCGAUUCGAACCUCACUUGCCUAGUACCCGACUUUGUGCACUCAUUGGCUGCACAAUUAUGUCAAGCGCCACAACUGGAGGCGUAUCGUGAGUAUCUACUAAGUGAGCCACAUUUGCAGGAUAUAUUGAGCGUUAAGGAGUGUAUUGCUGAUGCGGAGCGCGUUAUGCGUAUGGCUAUUUUGGAACCGUUGAUUGUGCUAAAACGUGCCGGUAAGAUACCGACUAAGACUUGCGUCAUACUCGUCGAUGCUUUGUGCGAGGCGGAGUAUCAUCGUCCCGAUCACGGACACACAAUCGCCACUUUUCUUGCCAAGAUGACGCAGCACUUUCCCUCGUGGCUGAAGGUGGUCGCCACGGUGCGCACACAAAUGCUGGAGUUUGUUAAGGGUUUGUCGUAUACGAAGAUGACGCUCGAUAGUUGGGCCUCAAACGAUCUGCUGCAGAAGGAUAUGCUCGACUACAUCACAUUCCGUGUGAAUCACAGCGUGGAAAUACAGAAUAAUAUUGCGGCUGUGAAGGAUCACAAUAGCGGACAACUGAAGUUUAUCGGACACUUGCAAGCGCUAACAAAGGGUUCAAUGUUGUACGCCAAGCUUAUACUGGAUCUCAUUGAACGCGGUCAGUUGGUAAUCAAAUCGACCAGUUACAAAGUGUUGCCUGUGAGCUUGGCGCAAAUCUUUUUACUACACUUCAAUUUGCGUUUCCCCACCAACAGCAGUUUCGAGAAGGCCGCGCCCAUAUUGAAUGUCUGUUUGGCCGCUUUGUAUCCGCUUACCUUGAAUGAAAUUUACUACACCAUUUGCGCUAUGAAGACCGACGAAGUGCUUAGCUGGGAUGAGUUCUUGCAACGCUUCAAGCUACUCGAUGGCUUUCUUAUACGUCGCAUCGACAAUACGUACAUGUUUUUCCACUCUUACUUCCGUGAAUGGUUAAUCCGACGUGACGAGGGUGAGUCGUUGAAAUUCCUAUGCGAUUUUCGACUCGGCCACGCGGCCAUUGCAUUUCGGCUAUCGCGCAUGCAAGCGCCACUUGAUCCCGAACAAACAAUGGAACUUGGACAUCACAUGCUGAAGGCGCACAUUUACCGCAACUGUCAAGGUCCACAACUACCGCGCGAUAUGCAAUCCUUCUGGGUCGCCACCGUCACUGAUAACAUAUCGGCCGCGCUUGGUUCUUUGCGCAACGUUUACAGCCCGAAUUUAAAAGUGUCGCGCUUGAUUUUACUAGCUGGUGCUUCCUCACACUACCGCACUGAGUUCAUGGGCGGCGCAACAAUACUCUGCAUUGCGGCUCACGAGGGCAUAAUGCCAAUGGUGAACUUACUGCUAGAGUUUGGCGCUGACGUGAGUCUAACUAACAGUCAAGGCUGCACACCCCUUAUAUUGGCUGCCAUACGUGGUCACGCUGAUGUUGUACGCUUGUUGGUGGCUGCAGGCAGCAGUUUAGGGCAAACAGAUACAACACAGCGCUGUGCAUUGGUACAUGCCGCGCGCACCGGACGUUUGAAUGUGGUGAAAUAUUUGCUGGCUUGUGACUGGACGCCGCGUCCCAAUUCACAGGAUGUUAGUUUGUCGAUGGCGCUGCAGCAAUCGCUUAUCGCCGCGGCAGCACAAGAUCACGUAUCCAUCGUUGAGGAUUUGCUAGAAAUCGACGACAUCGAUGUUAAUCUCAUCAAUGAGGCAUGCGGUGAAUUGCCGCUAACCGCAGCGGCACGUAACGGUUGCAGCGAUACAGUCGCUAUCUUAUUGUCAAAAGGCGCGCGUAUUGAUGCGCGCAAUAAACAAGAUUUUACCGCGCUCUGGUUAGCAGUAAAAGAAGGACACUGGGCGGUGGUGGAGAAGCUGAUACAAAAUGGCGCUGAUAUGGACGAGCCAGUAACCGCAGCGCGCAAAACACCGCUUAUGAUUGCCGCUGAAGAGGGUCACAUUGAACUGUUGGAGUUAUUGAUUGAACGUGGCGCCGCGCUGGAAGCACAAGAUGAGGAAGGCUUUACGGCGCUCUCAUGGGCAAGUCUACGUGGACGCCAACCGGCCGCCAAGUGUCUGAUCGAACGUGGCUCCAAUCGUAAUCACGCCGAUAACAAGGGGCGUACACCCCUCGAUUUGGCCGCAUAUCAAGGCUCUGCCGCUUUGGUGCUCUAUCUACUCGAACAGGGCGCCAAUAUCGAGCAUAUCGAUGUGAAUGGCAUGCGUCCACUCGACCGCGCGAUUGCUUGCCGCAAUAUACAAGUUGUACAAGUAUUUUUGCGUCGCGGAGCCAAGUUAGGCCCUACCACCUGGAGCAUGGCUAUGGGCAAACCGGAGAUUUUGAUAGUGCUGCUAAAUAAGUUGCUCGAAGAUGGCAAUGUUUUGUAUCGUAAGAAUCGCUUUCACGAUGCGGCGCAUCGUUAUCAGUACGCCUUGCGUAAGAUCUCAUGUCUGGAGAAUUUGUUAGAGCGAAGCGCAAUAUUUGCACAAUUGCGCACCAACUUGUUGCUAAAUCUGUCGCGCUGCAAGCGAAAGUUAAAUGAACUUGACGAAUCCAUCGAUUUAGCCACACAGGCCAUCGCUCAGAAACCCGCCAGCUAUGAAGGCUACUAUGCGCGUUCCAAGUCGCGCAUGGAAAGUGGCGAUUACGACGAAGCGCUUGUCGACGCCAACGAGGCUAUGCAGAAAGCAUUGCAAAGCGGCGUCUCAACCGAAGUGGUUGCGGUGCUCAAGCGCAUACAAGCCGAGUUGUUGGCGCACACCAACAGUGACGCUGGUGUUAAUGGUGCGGCAACAGCGCACGUCAGCGCGAAUGCUUAUGAGGAGUAUGCGCUCAGUUGCGCGGACUUUGGCGCUAUGGGCUUACAAAUGCAAAAUGAAAGCUCGGAUCUGUAGCUUGUUUUUUGAAAAUCACAAUACUUACAAGCUUAAUUGAUUUUUUUGAAAAAUUGGUUUUUAUUAUAUUUACGCGCUUUAAUUUGCCUUAAAUGAUUGA
Bactrocera latifrons is the source of this 5613-nucleotide messenger RNA. It is a transcript of the gene rols, whose product is annotated as protein TANC2. Gene Ontology annotation, molecular function: protein binding. The record is from RefSeq and is a predicted model, not a curated record. NCBI's taxonomy places the organism in Eukaryota, Metazoa, Arthropoda, Insecta, Diptera, Tephritidae.